This is a messenger RNA of Echinostoma caproni, 897 nucleotides long. The record is from the annotation of a GenBank genome assembly. Lineage: Eukaryota; Metazoa; Platyhelminthes; Trematoda; Plagiorchiida; Echinostomatidae.
AUGUUAGCUGUCGAAUGGCUCAGACGCCAAUAUCGAAUUUUGGGUCGGGCCUCGUUUUCGACCGAUCAAACGGUGAAAAUUGCAGGCGCAUCUUCCGUUCCCACGCGACUUCCGAUUCGGCUGAGCAUGGAAGAGGUCGCUGUCUUGCUUUUUGAAGGUAUUGUACACGGUCUACGACGUACGUGGCCCGUUGCCUUGACCGCAGUUCCGACCGAUGAACAACUAGAAGAGUUUCGUGCAUCCCUGAGGAAAAACUCCGAAGAAAUGCAAGAGAUUCAUCUCGUUAAGCGCCGCAUAGAAGCGACUGGUUUCUACUCUCAGCUGGUCAAUGGCUUGUCGGUACACAAAAAACGUCAGUUGUCCCGCAUCUCACAAACCCGAGAAGGGGACCAGUCGUCGGACGGGACUAACUCCUCGGCUUGUUCUAUACGGCAACGUCGCAGAGCUCUUCGGGAGCUUAAAAAACGACAGAAGAUGACUGAGGUAUGCGAACAUCCGAACCCUGAUACCGGCACAUCUGAUCAAGAAGAACGAAUCGAAGGAGAUAACAAUUGUUUAUCGAAUGUUUCUAUAGAAGCCACACGACAAGUCGAUGCAACCUUGAAUGAGGAACACUUAACCUUAGAUCAUUUGUUAGGCCAAUAUUCGUUUGGUCGUCAGCAGCCUCGUUACGAUCUCGACGAGGUUUGUCGUCCCGAGGAUAACUGGCGAAGUUGCAUUCCACAGCACUUACCUCGGGCUACGCCACAGUCGUGGGUGCGAACCGAUGAGGUCAAUCUGGUGCGAUUACCAGAAAAAGUGAGAUCUCGUGGACUCUACUCCGGCAAGUUCAAUUUAAAUAGCUACAUCCCUGUGCAUUUUGGUCGACUACUCUAUGUCCUGUUGCCGCGCUUCUAA